Messenger RNA from Trichoplusia ni (cabbage looper), 3878 nucleotides. RefSeq names its product UDP-xylose and UDP-N-acetylglucosamine transporter (gene Efr). The coding region runs from base 134 to 1147 and encodes 337 amino acids. NCBI's taxonomy places the organism in Eukaryota, Metazoa, Arthropoda, Insecta, Lepidoptera, Noctuidae. Gene Ontology annotation, molecular function: UDP-N-acetylglucosamine transmembrane transporter activity; UDP-xylose transmembrane transporter activity. Gene Ontology annotation, cellular component: endoplasmic reticulum membrane; Golgi membrane. The record is from RefSeq and is a predicted model, not a curated record. The transcript has 2 exons. Gene Ontology annotation, biological process: transmembrane transport.
AUCAUUGGUUGAUUACGCACACAUUGGCGCCGGCUCGCUCCGUUGUCAAACGUGUCUGACGUUUUAUUGUAAAUAAUGCUGUAAUUUACGUGAUAUUUAAGUGUGUGAUAGUGUAAAUUAACAAAUAUUCAAGAUGAACGUAAAAGCGGCUUUGGCCAUUACGAUGGUCUUCGUUGGAUGUUGUUCCAACGUAGUGUUCCUAGAAAUGGUUGUAAAAGAAGACCCGGGCGCGGGAAACUUAGCUACAUUCCUACAAUUCUUAUUUAUCGCAUCAAUUGGGUUUAUAACUGUUGGUAAAUUUGGCACAGCUAAAAGAAACAUUCCCUUUAAACAGUAUUUACUGUUAGUCGGGUUCUUUUGGACGAGUAGCGUUGCCAACAACUAUGCCUUCGACUUCAAUAUACCCAUGCCUUUACAUAUGAUCUUUAGAGCUGGUUCUUUGAUGGCGAAUAUGGCUAUGGGCGUGUGGAUACUGAAGAAGAGAUACCCACCAUUGAAAUAUGUAGCUGUUUUCAUGAUAUCAGCUGGUAUUGCGUUAUGUACUAUAGUGUCAAGUGGGGACGUCAAGGCUCCCAGAGAAACAGCCGAGGAUGCGGCCGAGGAGGAGAGACUGAAGUUCAUUGACUGGCUGUGGUGGUGUCUGGGCAUCGCUAUAUUAACCUUCGCGUUAUUCGUAUCAGCAAGAAUGGGUAUCUUCCAAGAAUCCCUGUACUCCAAGUUCGGGAAGCAUCCUUGGGAGGCUCUCUACUACACACACUUACUCCCUCUAAUAUUCUGGUUGCCAACCGCUCCGAACCUAAUUGGGCACGUCAAGAUCGCGACGGAGACCCCUCUUGUCGACUUCCUUGGAUUCACGAUGCCCAGACAAGUGCUAUGGCUGAUCCUAUACGUUUUGACUCAAGGAUUAUGCAUCAGUGCCGUGUACGUACUAACAACGGAGUGUGCGUCUCUAAUUGUCACUUUGACUGUCACGCUGCGCAAGUUUGUGUCUCUUCUGUUCUCAAUCGUGUACUUCAGGAACCCGUUCACAGUUGGCCACUGGAUCGGCACUCUCCUCGUGUUUAUUGGCACGUUGAUUUUCACCGAAAUUCUACAGAAGACUAUUGCCAUCUUCUUGCCCGCGAAAGAGAUUAAGAAGAAGCAAUAGGUGCGUCAAACGCUUUAAGUGAUUGAACAAAGUGAUUAACUAAUGACUGAGGAUUGACUUCAAAGUUUUAAGUAAUACAUUUUUUAUAUUUAUAUAACGCUUGCUGAUUUUUCACAUAUUUAUAACACAAGUUGUUUCAUGUAUCGUGACAUUUAAACCUAUUGUAAGUCAUUUCAUAGUGUUUUUGUGCGUUAAGUGACGUUGAAUGUAGCGUUCUUUAAUGUUGGUUUUGUCGUCUUUUCACAAAUUACUUUAGUAUUAUUUUCCAGUUUUAUUUCAACACAUUUUGAUGACAUGAAUAUAUUCAUUGACGUAGACGGUGUUAUCUAGAUCAUUAACGUGUGUGGUGUGAAAAAAAUGUAAUCGUGCCUACAAUCUCUAGAACACAAAUUUUAUUGGCUUUUGCGUUGAUUAUAUUUCAAUUCUGACGAUCUGCUGCCAGCGAUGACAUAACAUAAAGUGGUUGAAAUUUAUUUAUAAAUAAAUAAAAUCAGUACAAAAGUUAAAUAGUUCUGUGAAUAUUUUGUGAUACACUUAGUAAUUUACUCGCCGCUUAAUUGUGCAUUAUCUAAAUAACACAUUUACAUUUAUCACUAGUCAAAAUAGUCAACAGUACAAUAUUAUGUUCUAAUUGUAGUAACACAAUAUUUAACAUUACAUCCAUGUAUUUCUACGCAUAAAAAGUUUCAAAUCAUAAACACAACAAAAUUAUUGAGCUGUAUAGGAGGCUAGCAAACAAACGCUGGUUUAGAUUGAGGCAUGCUUAAAUGUACUAAAAACUUUAUUUAAAAUUUUCAUUUCUCUACAAUCAUUAUUAUUUUGACAUCUUAUUAGGUAACCUGGCAAACGUUUUUUUGCCAUAUAAAUAUUUGAAUGAAAUUUCAUCUUCUGAUUAAAAAUGAUCGUUAGUACAAACAAAAAUUAUCAAAAAAUGUUUUUUUAAAAUUGAUAUUAUACCAUUUCAUGAAAAUCGGUCAAGCCGUUUCGGAGGAGCAUGGUCAAAAUGUAACUAACAUCGUGACACGAGACUUAUAUGUAAGAUUAGACCACGAGCUGGUUUUUUAUCGGUUUCAAUAUAUUAGCAACAAGAGUUUCAACCAGUCAUGAUUGUCCUUAGCAUAGAAUCUUGAGUGCAAGUCAUUGAAUGAUAAAAUUGUUACGUUCAAUCUUGCUAUGUCAUCUUCCGUUGUAUAUUUUGUAAUAUUGUACGUACUUGGUACAUCAGAGAUAUAAUAAUAUUCGUGAUAGAUAAUUAUAUAUAACUAGUUCUUGUUUAUGUCAUACUUAUAAAUAAGUGUUGCGGCUUAGUUUUCGUCAAAGAUUGCGAUCGAGUUUGUACAAAUAAAUACAGGCUGUCUUUGCAAUAUUCAGCCUUCUGUUGUAAAAAGGUUUUUACCUAUAAUGCAUUCUAUUUUAUUUAUUUAACCUAUGCUUAUUGUAAAAAAAACUUCUUAAAACACUUUUCCUUGUUCUUUUGAUCUUUAAAACCAUGUUUUUUCAUACUAUUAUUUCCGAUUAUACUAAAAUCGAAAGUCUAAAGGUUACUUAGAUAGAUAUAAAAACAAGACUAACACACAAAUAAACAAACAGUAGGUAAACUGUUCAGUUCUACAAGGCCACUUAGCGACUGGCUGAGAACUCAAAUAAUAUCGUUUUUAAAAACCAUUUACUAAAAACAGUUAUUAAUGCAAAUGUUUUUUUUUUUACAAUCAAAGGUCAGUCAACUCUUCUGGUUUACGUUUGUGCAUUUCCAAUAAUAACCAGUUUUAUUGUUACAUUCUACAUUUAAAUUCUCGAAAGAGGUUAUUUAAUACCGGUUAUGUUAACACUAGUAGUUUGAAAUUUGACUGCACGGAUAGCCGAGUGGUUGAGGUCAUCAAGCCCAAUAUAUUGUGCGCGUCGUGUCGCGAGUUCGGUCCUCGCGUAGGACAAGCAUUUUUGUGCUCCACGAAUGCUUGUUCUGAGUGUCUUUGUGCACGUGAUUUGUGUGUUUCUGAAACUCCCGUGACUCAAAGAUUAAUGCCCUUACUCAGUGAUUCGUAUUUUUUUUAAUGCUUGAAUAAUGUUAACUGAUUUUACUUGACUUAUCACCAAUGACAUCUAUAAUGUAUUUUCAUGUGACAUUACUGACAACCAAUGUUUUUAAAUAUGCACACGUUGUUGAAAAUAUCUUGAAAAACCAUUUUUAUAUUUAUGACUUGCACUUCAUAAUAAUAAUAUUGUUGUAAGUGCCAUAUAACAUUAGUUUUUUUUACAUUACAAGUAAUUUUACAGAAAUUGACGAAAGCACUAAAAUAGUAAAAUAAGAUGUCUGUUUCCAUGAGAAAUAUGCGUCGAGAAAUGUUUCCAUAAGAUGCUAUAGAAUUGCUUCAUGCAUAAAUCACUGUUGUAAUGUUAGGUUCAUGAAUUAACCGGUUCUAAAAACAGGAAAAUAUUCCGGAAAUCCGUGGUCUUUCAGACAAAAAAAAUAUAAGAAUAUAAUUGUAGUGUUGUAAAAAAAUGUUGACAUUUUAUUUUUUGUUAUUUUGUAUGUAUGCUUAUUAAUUAAUGUGACAUCCUUCGAAGAUACUUUAUUUAAUUUUAUAUCAUUAAAUGCUCAAAAGGCUUGUAAUAAUGGAUUGAAAAUCCCAAUUCAUUUAGUAUAACGGGUGAUGCUUGAGUAGAUCAUUUAAUAUAUGAUUAGAUAUAAGUUCUAAUUGUUGUAAAAUAAAUUAACAGUUUUGUAUGAGAA